AUGGCGUACUUCAGUCCCCAAUUCUCUUCCUCUCCCGUCCUUACCAUGUCUCCUCAACCUGCCCACCAGUCCCUGGGCAUGGCAAGCUUUGGACACCAUCACCACACUCCACCUCGAUUUGCCCCAAUGCCCAGCCAAUUUGCGGCAUAUCAGCCAGUCCGAUCUGCUGGAUCCGGCAAGAAGCGUUCCCGGGAAGAGGCUUCCGAAAACCUUGAGCCUGAUGUCAAGUCCCUGCCAGUCGAAGAGCCUGAGGAGGAAUGGGUCUACGGCCCCGGCAUGACCCUCAUCAAGCCUAGCUCCCGCUACGUCACAGACGCGGGCACUCAGUCUGGUACCUGGGUCGAGGAGAAGAAGGCUGCCCAAGAUGCUGCCUCCCCCAGCAAGACCGACCUCAAGACUCCAUCCAAUGAGGGACCCACCAUCGACAACUUCACACUACACCUUGGCAUCGGCUGGCGCAGGAUCAGCGAAGACGAGCACAUCCAAGCAGCUGCUCGUGGCUGGGCGCGUUUCAUUGAGAACCACUUCCCCAUCUCCAACGCUCGCAUUCUCCUUGAGAGCAACGGCCUCCAGUCCUAUCUCGUGGAGGCCAAUGAAGGCUUCUUCCUCUUUGCCGAAAACCUCCGCCAGGGUCAACUCGUCAGCCAAACUGCUGAGGGCGCCCUCCAAAAUCUUCAGUGCUCGCCACCUCGAUUCGACGGGAUGGAGACUCUUUCAGCAGCUGAAUCUCCUCGGCCAGUCAGCGCCAGCCCUGAGCCUGACAUGGACAUGAAAAUGGACUAG
Molecule: messenger RNA, 783 nt
Organism: Fusarium vanettenii 77-13-4
Lineage: Eukaryota; Fungi; Ascomycota; Sordariomycetes; Hypocreales; Nectriaceae
Exons: 2
Coding region: 1-783 (260 amino acids)
Source: RefSeq, a predicted model, not a curated record